Molecule: messenger RNA, 1014 nt
Organism: Closterium sp. NIES-65
Lineage: Eukaryota; Viridiplantae; Streptophyta; Zygnematophyceae; Desmidiales; Closteriaceae
Source: the annotation of a GenBank genome assembly
AUGGCUAGCCCACAGGUUCUCGUGUUCGAUGCUGAGGGCCGCCCUGUGAAGUUUGACACCUGGCUCGAUGACCUGCACCUCUACCUACAGCUCACAGCCAAGGAUGACAUCUCACUGUACGAUCACGCCCUAGGCCAUGUCACUGCCCCUGCUGCUUUUGCUGAGAGCACUGCUCGCUCACAGUGGCAGACUCGUGAUGCCCACGCUCGCUUCGCCAUUCGCAACUCCCUGCCGAUAGACGAACGCGAGCACUUUGGUCAACACAAGACUGCACAGGCACUGUACACAGCUGUAGUUGCUCGCUACUCCUCACCUGCCUCUGCCGCACUAGGCCGUCUCUCCCUCCCCUACCUGUUUCCCGACCUGGCCUCCUUUCACACAGUCGCUGACCUCAUCACGCACCUCCGUACUAGUGAGGCCCGCUUCCGUGCCGCCAUGCCUGCUGAGCUCCUUGCCACGCACCCCCCUCCACUCUGGCUCACUCUCUACCACCUAGUCACCCGCCUCCCUGACACACUGCGUGCUGUCAGGGACCACUUCCUAGCUCGUUGCCCCACUGAGCUCACCAUUGCCCUCCUCGAGAAGGAGCUACUUGGAGCUGAGACUAGCAUAGUCGCUGUAGGUGCCUCUCGUGGCGACCCCCUUACCCCGUUCUUUGAGGGGUGUUCUCCUUCCCCCCUUCUUCCCUCUGUCGCCUCUGCUGCUGCUGUCGACCUUCUUGGUACUGAGAAGGUCGGCGCUGCGUCUGCCUCGAGCGGACGCCGCAGCGGCAAAGGCAAAGGGGGCAAGGGUGGUGGCGGUGACGGCGGGGGAGGCGGCGGUGGGGGCGGUGGAGGCAGUGGGGGUGGUGGCUCGGCUGGAGGGGCGAGUGGUAGCGGUGGGGGUGGUGGCGGCAGCGGCGGGGGAGGUGGCAGGAGUGGAGGCGGCGGUUGGGGUGGCGGUGGACGAGGCGGCGGCAGGGGUUGGGGUGGUCGAGGAGGUGGCAGCGGUGGUGGUGGCCGUGGAGGGGAUUGA